AUGAAUAUGGCUCAAUUAGUUAUGCGACCAGAUAUGGCUAAACAACUUGAGCAGUUUCAGGCACAAUUUGGUGUAACAUCACCAUUGUUGGUGAAGCCAUCGGUCCCAUUUGACAGUCCAUUUGCGAUUGCAUCACUUACGAAGGUCGAUAACAAAGAGGAACGACGAGAGGAAAAGCCUGUUAUGCACGAUGCUGCUCCAUCUGUAUCGGAACAACGAGAUUCGUUGAAUAUCUCGGACGACGGGGGUGAGAGUCCAGAUGAAAAUGGCAAACGAAAACAGCGAAGGUAUCGAACGACAUUCAGUGCCUAUCAAUUGGAUGAACUCGAAAAAGUCUUUGCACGUACACACUAUCCUGAUGUGUUCACAAGGUUUGUAUUCUGUAGACGAUGUACCCACCCAGUGUGGUUUCAAAAUCGGCGUGCUAAAUUCCGUAAACAAGAACGAAGCAGUCAUCAUCCGUAUCCACAUCCGACGCCAAUGGGUGAUCUGCCGUAUCCGAUGAUGUUAAAUCAGGAGCUUAUGGCAGUCAUGAAUCAGCAUACGAUGAAUCAUGUUGCUCAAGCUGCAGCAGAGUCACUUCUGAUGACGCCAAGUGCGAUGUUGGCAGCGGCUGCCGUACGACGUCCACAUUCGCCGGCGAUCACGCCGGCCGUCUCAGCGGCUGCACCGAUCAUCCCGUCGGCUGUGGCAAUGCCAUUUCCGUCUCCACUUAUGCAGCAGGACGUGCUCAACAUGGUCAUGGCCACGAUGCCACAGACUCAGCAGCUCAUGUAUCUGCAACAUAUGUCUCGGCUAAACGAAAUGUGUAAACAACUGGCGUCAACCACGACCACAACGGCCAGUUCUGUGGCGGCGGCAGCGGUGACGGCUACAGUCACGCCAAGCAGCGUCGCGUCGCCGGUCACGUCGUCGCCCGCCACAGUUGUCGCCACCACCGCAUCGCCGACCACGUCCACAUUAUCAGCCAAUUUCUCUGACCUCUCAACACUCAUCAACUCACCUGCAAAGAACGAGUGA
Messenger RNA from Haemonchus placei, 1020 nucleotides. The record is from the annotation of a GenBank genome assembly. NCBI's taxonomy places the organism in Eukaryota, Metazoa, Nematoda, Chromadorea, Rhabditida, Trichostrongylidae.